UUUAAUAAAAUUUCAACACAAAAAGAUUUAAAAUUUUCUUUUCACACAUUUAAUUUUGUGAAAAUAAUAAAAAUCGAACAAAUUUGUUAAAAAAAAAAUUAUCAAGUGUUUUCUCAUUGCAAAGUUUAAAAGUGUUAAACUAAUAGACAACAUUUUGAUUGUUAUAAAAAACCUACAGCUCUCAUCUCACCUGUCAAAAGUGAUUUAAUGGAUUAUUUACUUUUUCAAAUUUUUGAAAUUUUCAACAAAACAGCCCUCAUAUCAUAUUUAACGGAUUAAAUGUUUUGAUACUGCUGUAAAAACAUUAAAAUUAUUAAUUAUAGAUAAAAAUGCACUUUUUAUUGGAUAUUUUGUGUGUCUCCCAGCAAUAAUAAUUCGAAAAACGAAUACAAGGUUGUCAUCAUUUACCACACACAACAACAACAGAAACAUCAACGAACCCAAUUUCAACGUUAAAAUAGAAAAUUGUGUGUAUUUUGCGAAAGAGAUAUAAAAAAUUUUAUAAAUGUAUAAAAUUUAUAUUAUCAGAUUUUAAUUGAAAACGUGCUUAAUUUUUUGAAAAGCAAACUCGAAAAAUACACAUAAAAAAAAUUACUCUCCGAUAGCAGAAGGGGGAAAAAACCCAUAUAGAAAACUAUCGUCAUGACAGUUAAACUGGCCAAACUGUUUGGUACAUCCACAACAAGUAACAAUUCAUCAGCACAAGUGCCACCACCUUUGCCGCCACCAAAUCCGGCACCAGUUUACAAUUAUUAUAAUCAUCCACAGUUGCAACAAAAAUUGCAAAAGCCUUAUAAUCCUUAUAUGGAUGAUGAUGACGAUGAUAAUAUGUCUUUGUAUUCAACUACAGCCUCGAUUAUGACAUCACGCGAUCAUCCGUUCAACAAUUCCCAGCGUCCUUUGUUGGCCGAUAGGAAACCACAAUUGUUGUUGACACAAAAUAACAACAAUAAUAAAAAGAAAAAUUCAACCACAAAUCAACAGAAUUCUUCUUCUCAAACUUCCUAUCAGCAACAGCAAUUGCUAAAGCAACAACAGCAAUACAACCAGCAGCAGCAACAACAACAACUUCAGUUGCAACAGGAAAAAUCUUAUAUCUCACCCUAUGUACAACAACAAAAACGUGAUAGUGUUAAAGGUUUGCAUGGCUUCAAUGAUUUCGAUAUUCUAUCCCAACAGUACAAUCAACACUUACAAUCACCUCACAUUGGUUAUCCCUAUGGCAGUCCACCAUCACCUACUCGCACUUCAACACACACAACAGCUACAGCGUCAUCCACAUCAGCCUUGCAAAAUAUUGCUGCCAACAAUACAACAGCAAUAACAACAACGGAUUUUGUAUUUGAUUCUUUGGCAACGACAUACGGCAACAAUAAACAACAGCAACAACAUCAACCAUUUGCUAGCAUUUCAACUGCCUUAACCUCAACACCACGUUAUGGUAAUAUCAACAAUUAUGGUUCUACAACUAGUGCCAAUGCCUUCUCAUCAUCAUCCACCUCCUCCAAUUCCACAACUAACAUCAUCUCGAACUCCUCACGACCAUGUUAUGAUGCUAAUGAUGCUGAUUAUUACACAGCAAGACCUUCAACGGAUGCAAUGUUGGGUAAAUCAUCUCGUUUUGAAGAUGAUUUUUGUAGUCGUCGUAAUCUAGACUUUUCUAAGAAUACUCAUCUUGAUGGCGGUGUCGUUGAACAUCAACAGCAGCAGCAGCAGCUACAGAGUGGUCCUUUUAUUUUUGGCAUGCCACCAGAACAACAAACUGAUUUUACACGUAUGCCUCAUGGUGGCCGCUCAUUUGGUGAUAUCUCCGAAGAUUCAGGCAUAACAAAAGAUGAUGAUAAAUACUCAGCCAAGAGAAUG
This is a messenger RNA of Lucilia sericata (common green bottle fly), 1863 nucleotides long. RefSeq lists its product as uncharacterized. The transcript has 3 exons. Lineage: Eukaryota; Metazoa; Arthropoda; Insecta; Diptera; Calliphoridae. The record is from RefSeq and is a predicted model, not a curated record. The annotation marks the transcript as partial.